Messenger RNA from Frankliniella occidentalis (western flower thrips), 1283 nucleotides. RefSeq lists its product as uncharacterized. Lineage: Eukaryota; Metazoa; Arthropoda; Insecta; Thysanoptera; Thripidae. The record is from RefSeq and is a predicted model, not a curated record. Bases 33 to 638 code for a protein of 201 amino acids. The transcript is spliced from 3 exons.
AGUGAAGUGUACAACGAUCUGCUCCAUAGCAAAUGGGCACGACGGGGGACGACGUUCGGCGCGGCAUGUACCACGAUAAGAUAGCCAGGCCCGGUCGGCCGCGCAAUUUCAUCAGCAUGACGGAGGGCGUGCGGCGGAUGCAGGAGGGGCUGUUUGCCUUCGUGGCCAUGGACUCCCCAAUGUACGGGCACAUACAGGCACGCUUCGAGGAGCACGAGAAGUGCGACUUGUUUGAGGUGGACGGCUACUCACCACUGAGGCACCCGCACCUAGUAACGCGCCGGGACUCGCCGGUCACUCAUCUUCUCAAGAUCAAGCUACUACUGCAGUGGGAGAGGGGCUUUCGCCACCGCUUCAUCAUAAGAGGGCUGUACAGCAAGCCCCGCUGUGACGUGAUGGGGGCGAGGUUCAUGUCGGUGAGCUUCAUCGGCGCCAGGAACGCGUACUACCUCAUCGUGGCCGGGAUGGGGGCGUCCGUUCUCAUCCUGGUCGUCGAACUGCUGCACUCACGGCUGUACGCCGGCGGCGCCGGCCACAGACAACCCACCGGACAGUUGUCCGUCGGUGAGGGUGACGGAGGAGGUGAAGGUCGUGGGGUAGGAAUGUCGCUGUUUGCUAAAAAGGAGGUGGAAGCUUAACGGGCUUGACACAUUAGGUGCAGGGUAUUAUUUCAUAUUGUAAACCUAUGAUUUAGCAAGUUAGGGUGACCACAUGAAAGUCAUGCUACACUAGUUGUCUUAACAGGAGAGGGCUUCAUAAAAGCUUCCGAGUGAUCGGCCGCUAUACUCACUGAACUUCUUUUCCCUCCUCGCCGUCGUGUGAUUUUCUCAUGCCUAAGCAUCACGCCAACGCCACCCACGCCCCCACCCAACGUAAGUCCCAGAUCCAGAGCUUUAGCCCUCAUCACCUAGUGCAGCAGCCGCACUCUUACAUUUCUUCAAAGCAAUGCUCUGCACAACUGUGACUGAUUCAGAUCAUUUGUAACUACGAUUCACCCUCUGCUCCUAGUUCGGAGAAGUCUGGCUGUUGAAACUGCGAAACAAAAACUAUGCAGCUGUAACUGCGAAGCUUUUUAGUUCUACAGCUGCAACUGCGAAACAAGUUCAGGAGUUGUAACUCCUAAACCUCUUAACUGUAACUGUGAGUGACUAUUCUUGGCGCUCUUUCCCAUGCGUGACACAUGCUCGAAUUAAGGCCGAGUUUCAAUACUGUAUUAAACAAUUAAAUUAAUUAAGAUAGCACUCAUUAAAAAGAAAUGCAGAGUGAGAAUGUUGCAAAACUAA